GGAUGGGUUCUACUCAGAUAAGUAUACCUUCAGGUGAGUGACAAGGUGGACAAAGAAGGGACUCAAUAUGGAGGGAUGAAGACACACACGAGAGAGAGGAGAGAGAUGCUGAGGGCUGGGGGCACAAAAUGGGGCUCUGGAGGAGAUGGGGAUGGAGUCAUGGAGUGGAUAAGACAGAGAAACAAAUAGGGACACAGGGACUCAGGGACACAGAGAGAUGGACACAGAGAGAGAAGAGAUGGAGCAAGGAGUGGGAGGCAUAAGGGACAGAAUGAAUGAAGGAGAGGAACAGAGCGCUAGGUGUAUGGGGUAGAGUCAUAGCAGCUGUGGGCACACAGAGAAGAGAGAAAGAGAAAGACGCAGGCAGAGGGAGGAAGGAGACAGAGGGGAAGGGAAACGGUGAUCAGCUGGAAGGAGCAGGAUCAGGAGGGCUAAUUUUCACCUCCUGCUCUCCAUCCCCAGAGACCCCAGUCCUCCCUUCUAACUGUGCCCCCUAAGAGAGAUGGCACCAGCCAGAGCAGGAUUCUGCCCUCUGCUGCUGCUCCUGCUGCUGGGGCUGUGGGUGGCUGAGGACGCAGUCAGUGCCAGGCCCGGGAACAUGACCCCAGCUCAGUGGUUUGAAACUCAGCACGUGCAGCCCAGUCCUCAAGGCUGCAAUGCCACGAUGCACAAAAUCAACAAUUUCUCCAAACACUGCAAAGACCUCAACACCUUCCUGCAUGAGUCCUUCUCCAGUGUGACCACCAGUUGUCAGAUGCCCAACGUAGCCUGCAAGAAAGGCCAUAAUAACUGCCACCAGAGCCAGAUGCCUGUAUCCCUGAUCGAGUGUAAGCUCACCUCAGAGAGAUACCCAGACUGCAAGUACAAUGAGGAGGAAAGGAAUGCUUCUUAUAUUGUGGCCUGUGAGCCCCCUAAGAAAAAGUACUCUAAGAAAUUCAAGCUGGUUCCUUUCCAUCUGGACAAGGUCCUUAAUAUUUCUAUCUUUCCUUGGCCUUGGGUCCUGCUGUAA
Messenger RNA from Bubalus bubalis (water buffalo), 1009 nucleotides. Its product is annotated as ribonuclease 7-like. Lineage: Eukaryota; Metazoa; Chordata; Mammalia; Artiodactyla; Bovidae. The coding region runs from base 503 to 1009 and encodes 168 amino acids. The record is from RefSeq and is a predicted model, not a curated record. Gene Ontology annotation, molecular function: nucleic acid binding; RNA nuclease activity. The transcript has a single exon. Gene Ontology annotation, biological process: innate immune response; defense response to Gram-positive bacterium; defense response to Gram-negative bacterium.